Molecule: messenger RNA, 1589 nt
Organism: Salvia miltiorrhiza (redroot sage)
Lineage: Eukaryota; Viridiplantae; Streptophyta; Magnoliopsida; Lamiales; Lamiaceae
Exons: 3
Source: RefSeq, a predicted model, not a curated record
AUGGACGAGCAUUUGAAGAAUCUGGAAAUUGCACCUAAUUUCCCAACAUGCCUAAUGAAAAUCGAUGGGGUCGGGCCUCCAUUUAUUAAGUCUCUGUUCAAAACUGUUGCAUCUCUGUACCGGACCGAUCCGUGGCGGCGGUUACGGCCGGGACACCUCUUCGGCGUUAGGGUUGGGAAGGACCACGACUGGUACGGCCGGAGACAGCCGUUUCCGUGUAUCCAAUUCAUCGGCGGAGACGUCCGCGAUUUGGCGAUUCACAUGUUCCGAUCGGCGGAGGAUGCUCUGAAGACGACGGGCGGGCGGUAGACGAUCAUAGCUGGUAAUGUGGAGGUGUUGAAGGUGACGUACAAGGUGGAGUCGUUGAUGUUUGCGUCGAAUAAGCGGAUGAUCAAAUGCUUGGGGUUGGAGAGGUCCGGCGAGGAUCGGUUUCCGGUGUUCGAUGUGGUGCGUUGCAGGGCUUCCGGUGAGCUGGAGUUUAGGAAUCCGACGUUUGAGGAGCUGAGGUUUUGCUAUGGUGUUUUAAUGGCGGCUGGUCUGGUGCAGGAAGAUGGUACUCGGGCUCGCAGAACGACGGCGUUUCAGCCGUUAAUUGAGACGGUGGACGUUCAGCAAGGGGAGUGAUAUCUUGUUGUCGUUACUGUCUCACACCCGCCCAAUCAAGGAUACCAUGAAAACAUCACCAAGCAUUCACAAGGAUGACAUGACAGUUUUUAAUACUCCAUUAAAUCCGAGCAAAAGGGAAGAGAUGAGAAGGAAGAAGAGCUUAGUCAGCUUUGAGCUUCAGUAUUUGCUUGUUCAGAUGAGUAUGUUUGUCCAACAUUUCUAGAUUUAAGUUUGACGUAUCUUCGCUUGAUUUCAUAUCCACAUGGAUUAAAGGGCAAAUAUUCACAACUAGGCUUACCAAUAAUUAAAUGAGUAGCGUUGGACUACAAAUUUAGUCCACAAACUUAGUUUAAAAUAAGAAUUAAAUAAGCAUUAUGAAUUUAUUGUGAAAAGUGAUGGACUUAAAAAUUAAAAAAAAAAAAUUGUAUUCCAUGAAAUUCAAACUCAAAAGUAUAAAAAUAUUUAACAAAGUGAUAAAUUCAUGGUAAAUUUUUAUGAUCUAAUAAAAAUAUAUUCAAAUUUGACAAAAAAGUUUAUAAUUUGACAAAGUGAUAAAUUCACUGUAAAUUUUCAUGAGUUUAUAUUUUAUCUAAUCUCGUAAUUAAAUUUUAAAAGCAAAAUAAAAUUUAACAAAUAAAUAUAGGCUGUAUAGAAAGUAAAAGGAUUUGUUAUUAAGACAUGCUUUAGAGAUUAGAUUUCAGUGGACAUGUUAUUCGAAUUCACUAGAAUCAUGCAAUUACUUUGUCAUACUCGAUUGCUUGAACAUAAUAGUCAUGAGAUUAGCUUAAAUUUCCUUUUGGAUAAUCCAAAUUGUGGAUUACAUACAAAUUCUCCACUUGUAUAAUAUAGAUGAUUGCAUGCAAGAAACAUUACUAGCAUGGAAGUAUGCAACUCAUCAAAGUUCUUACAUCUAUUUCUUAGAAAUCUCUUGAUUUCAUUGAAUUAGUGUGUCCAGUGUUGCAAAUCACAUAUAUCAAUUAUUC